CCCCGCCCCGCGCCCCGCCCCGUCCGGUACCGGCGGCGAUGGCGGCGGUGCGGGAGGCGCUGGGCGCUUUGGGCCGGGAGCUGGCGGCGGAGUGGGCGACUCAGGACGUUCGCGUGGCGCUGGUGCAGCUGCUGCUGCUGUGGCUGGGGCUCAGCCUCACCGCCAUCCGCCUGGCGUGGCGCUCCUACGGCGAGGAGGUGGCGGCGCUGUGCUACCGCCCGGCCGCCCGCCGCCCCCCCGCACCGGGCACCGACGGCGGCUCCGCUCCCGCCCGGCCCCGCGCUCACUCUCUGUCCCCCGCACGACGCGACGGCGCCGCCGAGCGGUUCUGCCCGCCACGGGACAGCGCAGCAGCGGAGCCGGGGAAGACGCACCGUGAAUGAGGAGCACCCCCCAUUACCAGCACCAUUAAAGGACUGUGACCCCCCCCA
This is a messenger RNA of Coturnix japonica (Japanese quail), 431 nucleotides long. RefSeq names its product T cell leukemia translocation altered (gene TCTA). NCBI's taxonomy places the organism in Eukaryota, Metazoa, Chordata, Aves, Galliformes, Phasianidae. Gene Ontology annotation, biological process: osteoclast fusion. The record is from RefSeq and is a predicted model, not a curated record.